Molecule: messenger RNA, 1748 nt
Organism: Drosophila willistoni
Lineage: Eukaryota; Metazoa; Arthropoda; Insecta; Diptera; Drosophilidae
Product: proton-coupled folate transporter
Exons: 9
Coding region: 2-1561 (519 amino acids)
Biological process (GO): transmembrane transport
Cellular component (GO): membrane
Molecular function (GO): transmembrane transporter activity
Source: RefSeq, a predicted model, not a curated record
AAUGAACGAGGAACCGUAUACCCAUGAGAAUUUGGUCGCCAAAAUCAAACCAAAUCGAAAUGAUCCUGAGGCAAGUACCGGCAAUUCAUGCAGCACUAGCAUUAGUGAGGAAAGCUUGGCCAGCCAAAGGAGCAGUAAUCCCAUAGUAGCAAAUGAUACUGCACCGACUGCUCGUUGGGGGAUCUAUCUGAUUGAGCCCUUGAUAUUGAUACUCUUAUUUGCCUACAAUUUCUCAUCCACCAUAUUUAAGAAUCAAGUAAUAUAUCAAAGCUGCACUGCGGGCUUGGGUUAUCCAGAUGCAGUGUGUCUACUCUUGGGCACAAAAAACUCGACGAAUGAGACAAAGAAAAUUGAAGCCGAGGUUCAGCCAUAUGCAGCUCGUGUUAUGCUGACAAUCAAAUUGGUGGAGUGUCUAGUUCCAGCAUUUUGUGGCCUCUUUGCCGGGGCCUGGGCAGAUCGCUAUGGACGCAAACCGCUACUAAUGGCCUCCUUUUUGGGCUAUUCGAUGCAGUACUUAAUUUCAUCGAUCAUUGCCUAUUUGGCCAUGGAAAAUCACGGUAUGAUUACUCCCUGGCUUUACAUACUCACCAUAAUCCCUCUCAGCCUGAUGGGUAGUAGUGUAACCUAUUCCGCUGCUGCUGUCUGUUUCAUUGGCGAUGUAUCUUCGGAAAAAAUGAGAUCCUAUAGACUGAUUGCCUAUGAAAUGUCCAUUUAUGUAGGCUUGCUCUUAGGUAGUUUUGCCUCUGGAUACGUUUACGAGGAUCUCAAUUCCCAGUCUUACAUCGUCUUUGCAAUUUCUUCUGUCUCUAUACUUGUCGGAUUGUUCAUUAUGAUGCUGUUCCUGCCCGAGAGUUUACCUACCCAACCACAAGUGACACCGACAACGUCUUUGACUGGCUUGCUCAAGGACAUGGGGAGAAGCUGCUGCAAGCCUCGACAAUUCAAGGAUCGCUCGAUUAUCAUAUUACUUAUGUGUAUAUUGCUGUUGACUGCUUUUGUCGCCGAUGGCAGCAAUUCUGUGUUCUACUUGUUCAUGAGAGCUCAGUUUCAUUGGACAGUCAAGGAGUUUACAAACUAUGAAUCUGUCAGCAUUUUGGUGCCGGCUUUAGCUGGAUCUGGUGGCAUGCUCUUUCUCUGGUCCCUUAGAAAGUGCACCAGGAAUUCGGCUAUACUUUGGCUGGCCUUCAUUUCGCUGCUGAGUCAUGUGAGUAGCAGUCUAAUGCGAGCUUUUGCCUUUGUGGAUUGGCAGAUCUAUGUGGCCAUUGGACUGGGAGCUCUCAAAUCUCUGGUGAAUCCCAUGUGUCGAACGGCAAUAACCAGUCUAUUGCCAGCAGAUGAGCGAGGCAAAAUAUUUGCCCUAUUGGACGUAGUACGGAAUCUCACCCCGUUUGUAUCCUCGAGUGUGUACAUUGUCAUCUAUAGCUUAACAUUGAGCAGUGCCCCAAGUCUGUUUAAUUUGUUCAGUGCUAAUUUCUAUGGACUGGCCAUUGCUCUGUUGCUUGUGGUUUGGCGCUUAAAAUCAACACAACAAUCGGAACACUACGACCCGGUUUUCAGAUGAUCAAAAUCAACCACAAGCAUGACUAUUCAAAACGAAUUGGUUGCGACUUUGGGUACUUCCCUUAUUAAGUUUGUAUGUAAAAUGUAUAAACUUAUUUGCAUAAAUGAUAAAUAAUAAAUCACAUAUGAAUGUAUUUUGUGGUUGGCCCAUGUAAACAGCCAAAAACCUCAAACUAGAUUUCAAUGGA